AAGAGAAUGCAUUUGCAUUUGAAGUUGUUUUGUUGGAUCGGAGAAACGAAGAAGUGAGAGUAGGGUUUUGGAGAGGAGAGAAUGAGUAGGAGCUUGGGAAUACCGGUGAAGCUCCUCCACGAGGCUUCGGGUCACGUGGUGACGGUGGAGCUCAAAAGCGGCGAACUCUACAGAGGAAGCAUGAUUGAGUGCGAGGACAACUGGAACUGUCAACUCGAGAGCAUCACCUACACUGCCAAGGAUGGAAAAACAUCGCAGCUUGAGCAUGUAUUUAUUCGAGGCAGCAAAGUCAGGUUUAUGGUCAUACCAGACAUGUUGAAGAAUGCUCCUAUGUUUAAGCGUUUGGAUGCGAGAGUCAAGGGCAAGGGUGCAUCACUUGGAGUUGGUAGGGGCCGGGCAGUUGCCAUGCGGGCAAAGGCUCAAUCUGCUGGCCGUGGAGCUGCACCUGGGAGAGGUGCACCACCAAUGCGGAGGUGAUCAUAUCAUCUACUCUUUCACUGUCUGUUGAACUUGUAUUUAGGUCUGUUGUAGCCUUGUAUAAGUUUACCAGAUAACGAAAUUCAAAUAGAAAUUGCCUAUAAAGACUUCAUAGAUUACUUUCUUUAUAGAUGGUUUUGAUUCUCUGGCA
This is a messenger RNA of Cajanus cajan (pigeon pea), 628 nucleotides long. Its product is annotated as small nuclear ribonucleoprotein SmD3b. Gene Ontology annotation, cellular component: spliceosomal complex. The record is from RefSeq and is a predicted model, not a curated record. NCBI's taxonomy places the organism in Eukaryota, Viridiplantae, Streptophyta, Magnoliopsida, Fabales, Fabaceae. Gene Ontology annotation, biological process: spliceosomal snRNP assembly; RNA processing. Gene Ontology annotation, molecular function: RNA binding.